Molecule: messenger RNA, 4368 nt
Organism: Phacochoerus africanus (Common warthog)
Lineage: Eukaryota; Metazoa; Chordata; Mammalia; Artiodactyla; Suidae
Gene: PLCB2
Product: phospholipase C beta 2
Exons: 32
Coding region: 272-3856 (1194 amino acids)
Biological process (GO): lipid catabolic process; phosphatidylinositol-mediated signaling
Molecular function (GO): calcium ion binding; phosphatidylinositol-4,5-bisphosphate phospholipase C activity
Source: RefSeq, a predicted model, not a curated record
CAGGAGCAGUGACCACAGCCCCCCCCAGUGCAGGGGGGCGGGAUGAGGCUGAUUUAAAAGGCAGAUGGGCCUCUGGCCCAAGCGCAGCAUUGUACCCAGCUACCGCGGGCCCGAGGGCUGUCAGGGCACCCAGACUUCCGGGUCUGCUGGGGGGUGGGGUGGGCGGGUAACAUGUGAGCCCAGCUAGGCUCCCCUCCUGCCCGCCCUCCUUCUUCCCUUCCUCCUGUCUGCUGUGCCUGCCCAGCCUCUCCAAAGAGGGACAGUUGGCACCAUGUCUCUGCUCAACCCCGUCCUGCUGCCCCCCAAGGUGAAGGCCUAUCUGAGCCAAGGGGAGCGCUUCAUCAAAUGGGACGAUGAAACAACAAUAGCCUCCCCGGUUAUCCUCCGUGUGGACCCCAAGGGCUACUACUUAUACUGGACGUAUCAGAGUAAGGAGAUGGAGUUUCUGGAUAUCACCAGCAUCCGGGACACCCGCUUUGGGAAGUUUGCCAAGAUGCCCAAGAGCCAGAAGCUCCGAGAAGUCUUCAACAUGGACUUUCCCGACAACAGCUUCCUGCUGAAGACACUGACUGUGGUGUCCGGCCCAGACAUGGUGGACCUCACCUUCCAUAACUUCGUCUCCUACAAGGAGAAUGUGGGCAAGGCCUGGGCUGAAGAUGUCCUGGCUCUGGCCAAGCAUCCGCUCACAGCCAACGCCUGCCGUAGCACCUUCCUGGACAAGAUCCUGGUGAAGCUCAGGAUGCAGCUCAACCCUGAAGGGAAGAUUCCUGUGAAGAAUUUUUUCCAGAUGUUUCCUGCUGACCGCAAGCGGGUGGAAGCUGCCCUCAGCGCCUGCCACCUCCCCAAAGGCAAGAAUGAUGCCAUCAAUCCCGAGGACUUCCCAGAAUCCGUCUAUAGGAGUUUCCUCAUGAGCCUCUGUCCUCGGCCUGAAAUAGACGAGAUCUUCACUUCCUACCACUCCAAGGCCAAACCCUACAUGACCAAGGAGCACCUGACCAAAUUCAUCAACCAGAAACAGCGCGACUCCAGGCUGAACUCCCUGCUGUUUCCGCCAGCGCGGCCUGACCAGGUGCAGGGCCUCAUCGACAAGUACGAACCCAGCGGCAUCAACGUGCAGAGGGGCCAGCUGUCCCCCGAGGGCAUGGUGUGGUUUCUCUGUGGGCCAGAGAACAGCGUGCUGGUCCAGGACAAGCUGCUGCUGCAUCAGGACAUGACGCAGCCGCUCAACCAUUACUUCAUCAACUCGUCACACAACACCUACCUGACAGCUGGCCAGUUCUCAGGCCUUUCCUCGGCUGAGAUGUACCGCCAGGUGCUGCUGGCUGGCUGCCGUUGCGUGGAGCUGGACUGUUGGAAGGGAAAGCCCCCUGAUGAGGAGCCCAUUAUCACUCACGGCUUCACCAUGACCACAGACAUCUAUUUCAAGGAAGCAAUCGAAGCUAUUGCAGAGAGUGCCUUUAAGACCUCCCCUUAUCCGGUCAUCCUGUCAUUUGAAAACCACGUGGACUCACCCCGCCAACAGGCGAAGAUGGCCGAGUACUGCCGGACGCUAUUUGGGGAUAUGCUGCUCACAGAGCCCCUGGAAAAGUUCCCACUGAAACCAGGUAUCCCCCUGCCCAGCCCUGAGGAUCUCCGGGGUAAGAUCCUCAUCAAGAACAAGAAGAACCAGUUCUCUGGCCCCACGGACCCCAGCAAGGAGCCGGGUGGGGAGGCUGAGGGUGGCGGUCCACCCAGUGUCCCUGUGGGUGAGGACACGGUGCUGAUGGAGCCCUGUGUGGCAGCGUGGGCUGGUGAGGAAGGGGCUGAGCUGGAGGAGGAGGUGGACGAGGAAGAGGAGGAGGAGUCGGGAAACCUGGAUGAGGAAGGGAUAAAGAAGAUGCAGUCAGAUGAGGGCACAGCGGGCCUGGAAGUGACGGCUUACGAGGAGAUGUCCAGCCUUGUCAAUUACAUCCAGCCCACCAAGUUCAUCUCCUUUGAGUUCUCUGCCCAGAAGAACCGAAGUUAUGUCAUCUCCUCCUUCACAGAGCUCAAGGCCUACGACCUGCUCUCCAAGGCCUCAGUGCAGUUCGUGGACUACAACAAGCGCCAAAUGAGCCGCAUCUACCCCAAGGGCACCCGCAUGGACUCCUCCAACUACAUGCCCCAGAUGUUCUGGAAUGCUGGUUGCCAGAUGGUUGCCCUCAACUUCCAGACGAUGGACCUGCCCAUGCAGCAAAACAUGGCGCUCUUUGAGUUCAACGGGCAGAGCGGCUACCUCCUCAAGCAUGAAUUCAUGCGUCGGCUGGACAAGCAGUUCAACCCCUUCUCGGUGGACCGCAUCGAUGUGGUGGUGGCCACCACCCUUUCUAUUACGGUGAUAUCUGGGCAGUUCCUGUCAGAACGCAGUGUGCGCACCUAUGUGGAAGUGGAGCUGUUUGGCCUGCCUGGGGACCCCAAGAGGCGCUAUCGCACCAAGCUGUCACCCAGUACCAACUCCAUCAAUCCCGUCUGGAAGGAGGAGCCCUUUGUCUUUGAGAAGAUCUUGAUGCCCGAGCUGGCCUCCCUCAGGGUGGCUGUGAUGGAGGAAGGCAACAAGUUUCUUGGACAUCGCAUCAUUCCCGUCAAUGCCUUGAAUUCUGGAUACCACCACAUGUGCCUGCACAGCGAAAGCAACAUGCCCCUCACCAUGCCUGCGCUCUUUGUCUUCCUGGAGAUGAAGGACUAUGUACCUGACACCUGGGCAGAUCUCACGGUGGCCCUCGCCAAUCCCAUCAAGUUCUUCAAUGCCCACGAUAAGAAGGCUGUGAAACUCAAGGAAGCCAUGGGAGGUCUACCUGAGAAUCCCUUCCCUCUCGGGAGUCCAGUUGCCCGCCAGGUCAAUGGGACAUUGGCCCCAACUAGCAACGGGUCAGCAGCAGCUGGGGCCAAGGCCAGCGAAGAGGUCACCAAAGAAGCUGCGGAGCCGCGGACCGCCAGCCUGGAGGAGCUGCGGGAGCUGAAGGGCGUCGUGAAGCUGCAGCGGCGGCACGAGAAGGAGCUUCGGGAGCUGGAGCGGCGUGGCGCGCGGCGCUGGGAGGAGCUGCUGCAGCGGGGCGCGGCACAGCUGGCAGAGCUCGCGCCGUCAGGUGCGGGGGGCGGCGGCGGGUGCCGUGGCCGCAAAGUCGUUCCGGGCAAGGGCUCCCGCAAGAAAAGGACCCUGCCGGGCGAGGACACCGCCGGGUUGGCGCCGGCUGAGGGCCCGGAGGGCGCGGACGCGCGCCUGCGAGAGCUGAGGGAGAGGCUGGAGCAGGAGCUGCUACAGCAAGGCGAGGAGCAGUGCGAGUGCGUCCUGAAGCGCAAGGAGCAGCACGUGGCCGAGCAAAUGACCAAGAUGAUGGAGCUGGCCAGAGAGAAACAGGCUGCAGAGCUGAAGACCCUCAAGGAGACCCUGGAGACUGACACCAAAGAGAUGAAGAAAAAGCUGGAGGCCAAAAGGCUAGAGAGGAUCCAGGCCAUGAUCAAGGUCACUACAGACAAAAUGGCUCAGGAGAGGUUGAAAAGGGAGAUCAACAACUCCCACAUCCAGGAGGUGGUGCAGGUCAUCAAGCAGAUGACAGAGAAUCUGGAGAGGCACCAGGAGAAGCUAGAAGAGAAGCAGGCAGCCUGCCUGGAACAGAUCCGAGAUAUGGAAAAGCAGUUCCAGCAGGAGUUGCUGGCAGAGUACGAGGACAGGAUGAAGGGUCUGGAGGCGGAAGUGAAGGAGUCAGUGAGGUCCUGCCUCAGGGCCUGCUUCCCCUGGGAGGAGGACAAGCCUGAGAGGCCCUGUGGGGUUCCCACGGAGCUGUGUGAGCAGGACCCACUCACGGAGAAGGCAGACACCCAGGAGCACCACCUCUGAUACCCCCACCCCACUGGGACAUUGUGCAAGAACAUUCAUCUUUCUCUGGGAUGUGGCUCCAUCUCCCCUGGAGGAAAAGGCCCGGGCACACUGAGGCUGCAGGCAGCUGGGGCUCCCUUGGAUGCCAGAGCCCCUUCCUCACAGCCAGGCUAAGGAGGAGGAAGGAACCAGAUGUCAUCUGGGGCCCACUUGGGGCCUAGGGGUCCUCUCAAGUUGAGCUCCUGCUCUUCAUCUGAAUAAGCAUCAUAUUUGUUGAGGUCAAAAGAAUAUGGACUGGGAGUUCCCACUGUGACUCAGUGGUAAUGAGCCCAACUAGUAUCCAUGAAGAUGUGGGUUCGAUCCCUGGCCUCACUCAGUGGGUUAAAGAUACGGCAUUGCCGUGAGCUGUGGUGUAGCUCACAAACCCUGCUCAGAUCUGGCCUUCCUGUGGCUGUGGUGUAGGCUUACAGCUGCAGCACCAAUUCGACCCCUAGCCUGGGAACUUCCUUAUGCUGUGGGUGUAGCUCUAAAAA